GGCGACACAGUUGUCAACUCCCUAUUGUUCCCCUUUUCCGUCUCUCCUCGGUGAGGUAGAUGUACCCCAAUUAGCCACAGGUCAACCCAAGCAAACCAUCAUAUCCUCUCCGCGUCAUCAUGAUGAUGACAUGAACAUACUAGGAGCAUUGCGGAGCGGUAAAAUUGAGGGAUUUCUCAACAAAUAA
Molecule: messenger RNA, 187 nt
Organism: Loa loa (African eye worm)
Lineage: Eukaryota; Metazoa; Nematoda; Chromadorea; Rhabditida; Onchocercidae
Exons: 1
Source: RefSeq, a predicted model, not a curated record